GCCAAGAGGCUGAGGUUUAUGUGGACAUUUCUGGGAAAAUCUCCAAAGCUCACAUUUGCCAAAGGGGAACCUGGGAAGAGACAGAGCAUUUCCCCCCCUGUGCAGUCCCAGCGAAAGGUCCAGCAAGCUUUAGACUAAAUUCUUCCUUCUGCGUCCAGAAGAUUCUCUCGCACUCCGCUGGAAAUAAACAAUAUCCAAGGAUUCAUGGAAGUUAUUAAGUUAAUGUUGUGCGUUUUUUGGGUAAUGUGACGUGUCCGAAGCUUUUCUCCGAAACACUGCAUCCACUUUUUUCGGACCUGGGAAAUUAUUAAGGUCUGGAUUUUUGUAAACCAGCCAUGAUCCAAACGUAUGCCCCCUCUGUCAUAAUUGAGAACGGAAGUGUUAUUGGAUUGAAGCUGUGGAUGUAACUUUACGCGCUAUAAACUCCCAUCGAGUUUGAAAGUAACUUCAGACCGUGAGGUGGACUUUCUCCAUCAGCAGAAGGCAUGCUCUGAAAGUUGUCUUUGCAAACGAUUAUGUGGCAAUUUUGCGCACUACACGGCUUCAUUUGGAAUUAACUUGAUUGACAUCAAAUGCUUUAAAGACGCGGCCGGAUCGAGGCUCCACUACUGGAUCGAAAUCUGGAUCUACCUUCUUAUUUUGACUUCUUAUCACAAUGAGGGCGUUUGUGCUCAGCUUAGCUCUGAUUUUCCUUCUUACUUGGACCGAUGCCGACAAGCAAACCCAUUUUAAACGGGUGCCUUUGCACCGGCGCGUGCGGACGGGACAUGUCCAGUACGACGCAUCGGACAAGGAGCGCUUCGUCAAGCGCCCGCGCCCGCGCCCCGGAUUUGGUUCUGCGAUUUCUGUGAUCGGCUCCGGGAAGGACGGAAAUGUACAGGCCGACGAGGGCGUUUUAGUUCCUGUAAGGACAGGGGCUUUGCAGGGCAGGAGAAUGGGGGGUCACGGUUUGGGGCCAAGGAGAGGGGACGCCGGACAGAUUGGCCUGCCCCGUCGCUGGAACGUUCUGCAAGAUGAGGGCACUCCAGGAGCGAGAGCCAGGAUCACCCGGAUGCCCAACAGCGCCGGGUCACCAAACCUGCUGGCCAGUUUCGCAGGGAAAAACCGGGUCCUGGUGAUCUCCUCGCCACACGAAUCAGACGGUUACUACCGGCUGAUGAUGUCUCUCCUGAAGCCUGAUGUGUACUGCGAGCUUGCCGAGAGACACGUCCACCAGAUUGUGAUGUUUCAUCAGGAGGGAGAGAUGGGGGGCAAGGUGAGAAGGAUCACCACAGAGGGGAAGAUCCUGGAGGAGCCGCUAGACACAGCACUCAUCCCCAGACUCAUGAGUUUCCUCAAAAUGGAGAAAGGUAAGUUCGGGAUGGUGCUGCUGAAGAAAACCCUGCAGGUGGAGGAGAAGUACCCCUACCCUGUGAGACUGGAGGCCAUGUAUGAGGUGAUUGACCAGUCACCCAUGAGAAAGCUGGAGAAGCUUCGCCAGAAAGGUUUUGUCCAGAAGUGCAAAGGAGCAGGUGUGGAGGGUCAGGUGGAGGAAGGCACAUACACAGAGAGAAGACCAAUGCUCUUCAAUAGAAAGCCCACACAGUCCCCAACAACAACCACCAGCACAACGACCACACAGCAAACCACAACAACCACCACCACAACCACCACCCGACCCACGACUACUACUACUACUACAACCACAACCAGAACUACAACAACCCCCAAACCAACCACUACCACCACCAGAAGAACCACCACCACCACAAAAAGACCCACCACCACCCAGAGACCAACCCGGCCCCCAACCACAACACUGUGGCUUCCAGCCCCGAGAACCACCCCUGAUCCCUACUCCUACAACCGCAGGCAGAGGUAUCCGGCUAAAACCACCCCGUCUGGAGACAACCGCACCGACAAGGACAGCAGAGAUCCACACAGUCGGAGACCAGUUCCUGCUACGCCCAAACCCCCCAAGAACAAGACCCCCAAGAAGAAAAAUGAGGGCGAUAAGAUCUUAAAUAACUACGAGGACAAGUAUGAGCCCAGCAAGCCAACUGUGAGCCACCCAGAGACGGAAACCUUCCCCGACGUGAGCCCCACCAAGGUCAAGAGCAAGCCCGAUAAGCUCGACAAGAAGAAGAAAAAGAGCGACAAGGCCAUCAAGAAAGCAGAGAGAAAAGGAGGAAAGGUUGGGAAGGAUGGAAAGUUUGGAGCAAAGAAAAAUGGAAAGAAGCUGUUAAAGUACCCAGAGACUUUCCCAAAGCCCACUAAGAAAUCAACGCCCCCUCCGAAGGGAUCUCUGGCCUCGUUCCUGGAUUACUUUGAAAAUAGGAGACGACUGCUGUUGAUAACAUCCCCCAGUGAGGAGAACAGCAUGUAUGUUCAGCAGAGGGAUGAGUACCUGGAGUCAGUGUGUGAGAUGGCCAUCAGAAAAGUCUCCAUUAUCACCAUCUUUGGUUCCCUGACCAACUCCACCAUGAAAAUUGACCACUAUCAGAUAGAGAAUGACAAGCCUAUGAAAGGUCUUCGUCAGGAGGACUUGGUUAACCAAGACCUGAUCACAGAGCUGAGGAAAGAGUUUGGAAUGAUGUUCGAUGAGUUCUACAUGGUCCUCACUGACACCGAUAUGAGAGUCAAGCAAUCUUAUGAAGUUCCCAUUGCCAUGAAAGCUGUGUUCGACUAUAUCGACACCUUUUCCUCCCGCAUCCGAGAAAUGGAACAGCAGAAGCGAGAUGGAGUUGUCUGCAAGAAAGAGGACAAGCCCAGAUCACUGGAGAACUUCCUGUCCAGGUUCCGAUGGAGACGUCGUCUGUUCAUCAUCUCCGCCCCCAGCGACGAGGAGUGGUCCUAUCAGCAGCAGCUCUACGCCCUGUCCAGCCAGGCCUGUAAUCUGGGAUUGAGGCACAUCGCCAUUCUGAAGCUGGUUGGCACAGAGUUGGCAGAUAUGGGCGGAGUCCUGGAACUUUAUCCUAUCAAUGGGAGUGCCACUGUGGAGCGUGAAGGGCUCUCAGCCAGCUUGGUGAAGGACAUGAGGAACUACUUCCAGAUCAGUCCAGAAUACUUCUCCAUGCUGCUGGUCGGGAAGGACGGCAACGUCAAGUCCUGGUACCCUUCACCCAUGUGGUCCAUGGCCAUCAUCUACGACCUGGUGGACUCCAUGCAGCUGCGCAGGCAGGAGAUGGCCAUCCAGCAGUCGCUCGGCAUGCGCUGCCCAGAGGACGAGUACGGCGGCUACGGCUAUCAUCAACAUGGAUACGAACAUGGUUAUCAGGAUGGCUAUCACAAAGGUUACGGUUACUAACCUUGGUGUCUGUGUCCUUGUCUCCUCCAGUUCUCCUCUUUAAAUCCAUAAUCUGUUUCAUCUUUCCAACCCAAUCUCCAUCUGGCAUCAUCACAGAUGGAGGAAGCUCCUUGACUGUUUUGUAGCACUUAGAAGUCUCAGAGCUGCUUCUCACCAACACAUUUCCUUCCUUUACAGAAUAUGACAACAGGCUGCAAGCGAUGGUACACCGUAAGGAGCUUUUCAUUCGAGCUGGUUAGUCUGUAUAUCUGUAGGCUAGUCUGGAGGAGCAGGGAUUUAUCUCGUGCUUAAGUUUUUUCCAACGUCAAACAUGCUUGUAUAUCAUCUGUCAUCUCCUCUCAACUCCCAGAUCAAUCUACAUUGUUAGAUUUCCAGCACAGGUAGAUAAUGGGCUAAGGCUAAGAUGUAUUUAUUAGACAUCUGUCCCCUCUAAAGUGCAAUUACAGAUCCUUUCUUUUUUUAAACAUAAUUUCUUUUGUAAAGUUUCUUUUGCUCUAUGAUGUUCUUAUUUAUACUUUAUCUGCAACAAUGAAAAAAAAAUGUGUUUUUACUACCAGCUCUGCAUGCUGUGCAUAUAAACCCAGAAUAAAUUAAUUCCAACAAGCCUGAGCUACAGCUACCCCUAGUGGCAUCAUACUGUAAGGUCAAGAGAAAUGCUUUUUUUUUUUUUAGAUGACCAAGGAGAUUAUUAAAAAUUAAAUCUAUGUAUUUUUUAUAAUUACAAACAUAAUCAGGAUUUUCAGAUUAAAAACACAACUAUUCAUCUAAAAUGUGUUUUCUUAGCUCAUGUUUUUUUGUGUGUGUGUGUGCAGCAUGUCAUCACAACAAAUGGCUUUCAUACAGGUUUUAAUUUUAAGAGAUACUCCAUAUUUCACAGUACAACAUGAGAACCUUGAAGGCCAAGUAUGAAAAUGAAGAGCAGUUUGUACUAGAAAUUCAGACUCAGGCCUCACUUAUCACUGCAAGUUGCUCAAAAAGUCAGGAUGUAAACUCUGACCGGGACACUGACAAGACACAGAUGGUGAGGCGGUGAACUGAAGCCAGGCUGCAGGAAUUAAAACUUGCCUUUGUUUCAUGUCACAUUACAGAUCUGCUUUGUAACAUACCAGCAGAGGCAUUUGUGUUAGCAACAUCAGCGCUUUUUCUCAUUCUCUUGGUCCUGAGGGGCGGAAAAAUAAAAAGAAUGGGGGAGCAGCAGCUGUCGAGAUGCAGAAUUCCUGAAAAUUAUUUUCCUUUCAACAGCGUUAAGGCUGACAGUUCCCAGAUAUAACAGAAGUUACUAUGAAGAACUUUGAGCCUCUUUUAUGGGCUCAAAUUUUAUGGUUUUAAAUGACUGUAGCAAACAUCUUUGUGUUGUAAACAACUGAAUUCUGGAGAUAAAUGUAAAGUUAAUUUGGCAUUUCAACCUGUCAUUAAACCAGUUAAACAGUG
This is a messenger RNA of Melanotaenia boesemani (Boeseman's rainbowfish), 4717 nucleotides long. RefSeq names its product coiled-coil domain containing 80 (gene ccdc80). The record is from RefSeq and is a predicted model, not a curated record. The transcript has 10 exons. NCBI's taxonomy places the organism in Eukaryota, Metazoa, Chordata, Actinopteri, Atheriniformes, Melanotaeniidae. Bases 656 to 3286 code for a protein of 876 amino acids.